This is a messenger RNA of Pyrus x bretschneideri (Chinese white pear), 1813 nucleotides long. RefSeq names its product probable inactive poly [ADP-ribose] polymerase SRO5. Bases 453 to 1550 code for a protein of 365 amino acids. NCBI's taxonomy places the organism in Eukaryota, Viridiplantae, Streptophyta, Magnoliopsida, Rosales, Rosaceae. Gene Ontology annotation, molecular function: NAD+ poly-ADP-ribosyltransferase activity. The record is from RefSeq and is a predicted model, not a curated record. The transcript is spliced from 5 exons.
CCUCAGUUUUCCACUUCCUCCUCCCUCUUCAUUCCUCCUCCCCAAGUAAUCCAGAAAAGCAGUUUCCAUUUAAAUCCCACCCCAAAAAACCAUCCAAAACCACAAAACCUUUCUCAAAUUCUCAACAACUCCCAUUUUUUCUUUCUGGGUUUUUCUUCUAGCUCUUGAAUCUCAAAUCUUUACGCAAAAUUUCCACAGAAAUGUAUUCGUUUCGGUACUUUUGGUUGUAUAGUUUGUUUGGUUAGUUUGCGUUCUCAAAAAUCUGCCGACUCUUCUUCUUUCAUUUCGUCUUGUGUUUUGGAUUUAUUCUUUUUGCUUAACCCCCACGAAACUCCUAUACAUGAACACCUUUUAGAUUUUAAUUGGUUUCUGUUUUUUUUCUUCUUCAGAUUGUAAAAAUCACAGUAGGUUUCGAUUCAGUUGUUGUAGUUUUCUUCUGGGUUUUGGUUGCAAUGGAGUACAGCAAUGAUGAUACGAAUCUUUCUUCUGGAAAUUCAUCGGAAGACGAACUCAGCGAUCAAUUCACCGAUUCGGGUACCACCGACUCUGCCUCAGAGACCGUCCAGUCGUCCAUCUCCGACUGUGAAAGCGUUGUCGAUUCGGGUUCUUCAAGUUCCCGGAAUCAACCUCGGCCAUUCGGUGAUGGGUUGGUCCCGCUUUUCGACGGGGACAGAGUUCACGACCUUAUCAAGCAGCGGUUCGUUUCGAGUUUGGGAUUGCUUGGGACCCAAGUAAGUGUUGUGGCGGUUCACAGAAACUCCUACUCGAGCCUCGUGGGUCAAGCAAGGCUGCGUUCGUUUCAAAUUUACUUGAAAGCGGUGGAGGAGAAGUGCGGGGGAAAUCCCAACAUGAAGUACGCUUGGUACGCGCCCUAUUCGAAAGAUGAGAUUUCGAAGAUCAUAUGCCAUGGUUUCGGCAACUUUGAGCAGCAACAGAGAAAUGGGGUGUAUGGCAAUGGUGUUUAUCUUGCUCCAGAUGAUUCUCCUAUGCAAUGUAUGGAAAGCUUGAAUGUUGACGAAGACGGUUUACGCCAUCUUUUGCUCUGCCGUGUCAUAUUGGGGAGGCCGGAGGUUGUGUGCCCUGGCUCUAAACAGCUUCAUCCGAGCUCCGAACAGUUCGUUUCGGGCAUCGACAGCAUCUUUGCUCCCAAAAAGUACAUAGUUUGGAGUACACACAUGAACACUCACAUCUUGCCGGAGUAUGUCAUCAGUUUCAGAGCUCCUAAUUGCUUGAAAGAUUUCUUGAAGAUUCAAGAACCAAUCAAGAAACCGACUUCACCGUGGAUGCCAUUUCAGGCGCUAAUCGGCGUGCUUUCGAAGUUCUUGCCUCCACCUACCAUUGCCUUGAUCAGCAAGUAUUACAAAGAACACAGAGCGAAUGUGGUCACAAGGCAACAACUAAUACAAAAAGUGAGACAAAUUGCAGGAGACGAGUUGCUGGUUUCAAUUAUCAAAUCUUUUAGAGCCAAGCAAAUCAAACCACUGCAAGGGGUUGCUCAAAAUGGAGGCAGGAGUAGGAUGGACGGUGUAGAUGCGCCAAUUUUCUUUUGAUGAUGAUGAUGAUGGAAGAGUGAACAGUUCGGGAUCAAUACGGUGCAGAUCAAAGUGACAUAGUGUAACCACAAGUGAGGGGAUCCUGCAGAGAUGCCUCAACUGGGAUUUCCCUUAGUUUAUACCUAAUGUUCUUAUCUUUUCUUUUUUUUUUUCUUUCUAAUUUUCUCCUAAUCAUGCAACGGAUCUUGUACUGGUUCGAACGGUAUUGUCCAGAAUUAAUGGCUGAGGUUUGAGGAUGAUAUAUUCUUCUUUUUAUUUUU